AGUAGUCCACUCCGCCUCUUCCGCUUCGUGAGCAAAACAAUCCCGCAUGAGGCUAACUAGCAAUUACAACAAACAUAGACUAUUUUGUUAUAUUUCUACCCUGACGAACCAAGUACACAUCGGAAACAGCUCGUCCAGUCAGAGUAGAUUACAUGUUAUGUUUUUAGCUAAACGGCACCAGAAAAAUAACUGAGGCUUAAAUACAGUGGCGUGCUAACGUUAGCCGAGUAAGCUAACUAGAUUACCACGGUAAUGGCAGCGUCAACUCCUCCUCCGAUUUGUGCUCCUGUUUUAAGUCAGAAGCAACGCAGGGCAGCUCAAAGGAAAGAGAGAAGGAAACGGAAACGCCAAGCUCUUGCCCAAGCCAGAGAAUGUGAUUUAAAUAACGGAGAAAGCUUUGCCCCUGAAGAAGAGGAUGAUGGAGAUGAUGAGGACGACACUGCUGAGAAGGAAAGACUGCGGCUCCAUGAAGAGUGGCUGGAAAGAGAGAGGCUUGCCCAGGAGGAAUUCAGGCUGCAGUCAGAGAGGGAAGAAGCUGCAAGGAAAAGAAAAGAGGAGGAGGAGCAAAUGAUAAAGGAGGAAUGGGAGGCCCAGCAGAGGAAAGAACAAGCAGAAAAAGAGCAAAAGCUGCAGGAGAAGCGAAACAGAGAGGAGGCUGUUCAGAAAAUGUUGGAUGAAGCUGAGAAUCAGCUAGAAAAUGGAGGACCGUGGAUGAAUCCUGAGGCUCCUGUGACGGUGAACUCGGAGAACUUUGGAACAGAACGUGACGUAGCAAACUGCCCUUUCUUCCUUAAAACCGGAGCCUGUCGAUUUGGAGACAGAUGUUCUCGGAAGCACGUUCAUCCCACAAUUAGUACAACUCUGAUGGUCGUCGGUAUGUUUCGAACAUUCGGCAUGGAGGAGUCGCGCCGCGAUGAUUACGACAUGGACGCUUGUCUGGAGCACAGCGAGGAGGAUCUGCACGAGUCCUUCCUCGAGUUCUACCACGAUGUACUGCCGGAGUUCAGAAGUAUCGGCAAGGUGGUGCAGUUCAAGGUCAGCUGCAAUUAUGAACCUCACCUGAGAGGAAAUGUUUACAUUCAGUUCGACACGGAGGAUGAGUGCAAAGAGGCCUUCAUCAGGUUCAAUGGGAGGUGGUAUGCAGGCCGACAGCUUCACUGUGAGUUAUGUCCUGUGACACGGUGGAAGAACGCAAUAUGUGGAUUGUUUGACAGACAGAAGUGCCCCAAAGGGAAGCACUGUAACUUUCUGCACGUGUUUCGAAAUCCUGGCAACGAAUUCUGGGAGGCCGACAGGGACCUGCAGUUGUCCCCGAACCGCAGCGUCAGAGGGAGUCGCAGGGACGGAUGGCAGUCAGAGCGAUACGGAGAUCGAUCGUGGAGGCAACGACGCUACAGCAGGAGCCCAGUAAGAUCGGAGAGAUCGCACAGCAGACGAGAGGACGACCGGCGGAGGAGCAGGAGCAGAGAGAGGAGAGACGACAAAUGGUCGUCCAGAUCCCGACACAGUGACAGGAGGACAAAUGUGAGCAAAAGUAGAGAUAAGUCGAGGAGCAGGAGUAGAGAUAGAGAGCGAGACAGGAGGAGAAACAGGAGUAGAGAUAAAGACAGGGAGCAUAGGAAUAGAAGUGAAGACAGAGACAGUAGAGACAGAGAUGAAGACACUCACCGAGACGCAAGAGAAAGGUCAAGAAGCACAAGCAGAGAGAGGGAAAGAAGGAAGCGAAGUAGAGAAUCAAGUCCAAAGAAUCCAGAUAAAGGCAAAAGGAAAUCCAAGGAUGAGUCCGAUACACAGCGCUGCCACAAACGCUCCAAGAAGAGCAAGAAGAAGAGCAAGAAGAAGCAUAAAAAGAAAAGCCAUGCACCUGAAGAGACUACUUCAUCUGGAGAGUCAGACAAGGAGAAAGAAUCAGAGGAAAAGACAGCGGAGAAACAAUCUGAAACAAGUCCCAGUGGAGACAUAGAUGAAACAGAACGGACUCAGAAAAACAAGGACUUAGAUGAAGGUGUUGACAAUCAAAAUAACUUAAGUCCAGAGGUGAAAAGCGAACAGUCCAUCAGUGAAAUCUCAAAAGAGCUGAGUGGAAACGGUGACAUCAUUUCUUAGUGGAUCCUGCAUUUAAAAAUCUGUACAUUUGUUCUGACUUUUCUCCUUAUAAAUAUAGGAAUCUGUUGGAAGGAAGAGAUCAUUAUUUUUGUAUGUAGCGAUAACUUAAGCCUGGGCGUGAAACUAGAUUGUUGAUUAAAAGUGAGCAGUAAAAUUGGGAUUUCAGACACAUUUUGAAUCAUCACAGAUGCAAAUGCAAAUAAGGGCACUAUAUAUUAACAAGGAAGCGAUUUUAUACACGGCCCACAUUAGCACCCACCACCCUUAUAUAUGCACUACCAUUCAGAAGUUUGGGGUCACCCAGACAAUUUCACACUUUUAUCCAUGUUCUAACGUUACUCCACAAGGGUUUUCUAAUCAUCAGUGAGCCUUUCAACAGCAUUAGCUAACACAAUGUAGCAUUAGAACACAGGAGUGAUGGUUGCUGGAAAUGUUCCUCUGUACCCCGAUGGAGAUAUUCCAUUAAAAACUUCCAGCUAGAACAGUCAUUUAGCACAUUAACAAUGUCUAGACUGGAUUUAAGACUCAUUUAAUGUUAUCUUCAUUGAAAAAAAAACUGCUUUUCUUUCAACAAUAAGGACAUUUCUAAGCGACCCCAAACUGUUGUGUUUGUGAGUAUUUGGCCUUUGAAAAUGCUCAUUGUUGCUUUAAUUGAAUGUUCAAUCACUGGAGCUGUUCCAGGGUUAUUAAUGCUCAGUAAAAAAAAAAAAAAAAAAACACCUAAAAAAACAAAUACACAUGCAUUUUCUUUAUGAAUACAUUUAUUGUUAAUACCUUUCAAAUAUAAAGAAAACGUGUUGGUAGAUGUGCUGGCAGUGUUAAAUACAAAAAGUAACGUCUCUGUGACAAAUCAAACAUGAAUCUGUUUAUUAAUCAUCAACGUACAACCAAAAACUAUUGUGAUCGUGAGAAUGCAGAUAGAAAAACUGACUGCCAUACGGUUCGGGAUGAGCAUCUGUUCGUAGGUUGUUUGCUUGUUUUCCUGCAUCUCGCUGGCGACUGAACAAGCUGACAGAGAUGAAUAUUGAUGAUGUACCCUGAUAUGUGCAGCUCGUCUUCUUACGCUCCUAAUCCAUAAAGAAACUCAUGAUAGACCUGUCUUGGAAUAAGUUGUUAAUACUGGUAUAUUUUAGCCAAAUCACUCCCACAUACAGUUGACUUUGUUCAACAACCUGCUGUUAAAAUCCCUUUUCUGCCAUGUUAUCCUUCCAUAGACACCAUUGAGAAGGCAAAACACAGUGUUCUUUGGUCAUAUGUUAGUCUUUAAGAAUAAGCCAAAGUUUUAUAUAUACACAUAAACUAGUAUUUUUUUUGGGUCACUAUCCUAUCCUGACUAAGGCCUAGGGGAGGGACUGACCUAAGCUUUAUCUCCAGAGGUCAACUUUAAUGUUAAAUGUUUCUUUUUUUUGUGAGGAAAAUGAGUCAUCUAUCAAAAGAAAAGAAAAAAUUAAGACGACAAAAUGACAGUUUAGAAAACAUGACUCCAAUUACACGGAAACCACCCAAUGUUUCACAAAGGUAAACGAUUAAACAGCUGGUUCAUUUCUGGGGAGGAAUCACCAAACACAAACGUGUACAGACUGCUUAACAUACACUGAUGAUGAUUAUGGGUUCAUUGUUUAAUAUUACUGAACUGACCCAUGUUUGUGAUUGUAGCGGCGUCAGUGAUUCCCUCUCGUGUGUUAUCAUUACAUUUGAGUCACGGAGUUGAAAAAACAAGGCCGUUUAGCAACAGUAACUGCUGUUCUGAAGGUAUUUCUGGAUUUUUUUAAAGACCAAAACCAUCUGGAUGCACAAUAAAAAAAAAAGACCUACCUGUUUCCCUUGUUUGGAUUUCAAACUAAAAACAUCUUUACUCAAUUUGUACAUCAACCAAACUUAAACUCCUAUUAUUAGUAACACUGCUAUACAGGUAAUUCCUUCUAGUAUAGAUUUAAAAAGCCAUGCAUUAACAUUUUAGUAUUUAAAAAAAAAGUACAGAAUUCAGAAAAUACCUUCAGUGGAGCUGUAAGUUAUUUUAAUCGACCAUCUGGCUUUUUCUAAGAUCGGUGAGUAUUUCUGUUUCUAUCAUUGGACUCUUAGCUGUGUGAUGGUAACACAUUAGAGGCACCAACUGUGGCUACAGCAGCACCUUUAAAAGUACUUCAAGCCAAAAAGCACAAACAACAACUCUGCAAUCAGUGAUGAACGAUGAUUCCAAUAUGAUGCUGGAGUUUUCAUGUCAGUGCUACAUUGUUCUCCGUGGAGAUCUAAGAAGUUAAGGAGUGACGUACGGUAAAUACUGCAGAACACAACGAAGGAACUUGUACACAGGAGACAUAUUAAAACCACAGUUGGCACCACACUGAAAGGACAUUACAGGAUACAGUACAGAAUAAUAAAGUACAUAGAUGGUGAUUAUAUACAUACAACACUGACACAGUGAACAGAAGACAGGGUAGAGACAUGGAGGUGGCCAGAUCUGCAUCUGGAAGAAAUGAGGCAGCAGGGCGAUGAUUUAUGUCAGCCCAAUUUCUUCUAAUACACUCCGUGGUGCUUCGGCUUCCUGCAGAAAAAUAAAAGAAAGAUAAGCGUUC
This is a messenger RNA of Acanthochromis polyacanthus (spiny chromis), 4682 nucleotides long. RefSeq names its product zinc finger (CCCH type), RNA-binding motif and serine/arginine rich 2 (gene zrsr2). The transcript has 11 exons. Gene Ontology annotation, biological process: mRNA splicing, via spliceosome. Gene Ontology annotation, molecular function: pre-mRNA 3'-splice site binding; metal ion binding. Gene Ontology annotation, cellular component: spliceosomal complex; U2AF complex. NCBI's taxonomy places the organism in Eukaryota, Metazoa, Chordata, Actinopteri, Pomacentridae. The coding region runs from base 253 to 2106 and encodes 617 amino acids. The record is from RefSeq and is a predicted model, not a curated record.